Molecule: messenger RNA, 1878 nt
Organism: Venustampulla echinocandica
Lineage: Eukaryota; Fungi; Ascomycota; Leotiomycetes; Helotiales; Pleuroascaceae
Exons: 6
Coding region: 1-1878 (625 amino acids)
Source: RefSeq, a predicted model, not a curated record
AUGUCGCCUAACAAAUCCGCCAUCGUCGUCCGGAAUCUGCCCCGGCUUACCACUACUGAAGAUGUCAAGAGCUUCUUUGACAUGCGACUCAGGAAUGCCGAUGCUUUUGUCUACCCGUUGGUCAAAGAUACACAGAAAUCAGCGGGCAACUUUCUCUGCACCACGGUUACCAUCAACCCGGCCAGGAGGAGAGAUGCUCUGUCAUUCAACGGCUCCGACUUUGUUCCUGCUAUAGGCGGAGGAAAGUCCAAGAUCGAAAUCGACGACUCCUUUAUUGGCUCGAUUACUUUAGCAGAGCACAACAAUGCUCAAUUUGACCUAUACUUUGUCCACGGAGUUGGGGGCGAUGCUUUUAGUUCGUGGGUGUGCGACGCAUCUGGUCACAUGUGGCCGAGAGACUCCCUUCCAGAACAAUGUCUCAACCUAGGGGUGCGCGGUAGAUUCUCGACACUUGGGUAUGACGCCAAGGUCCUUGACGGGGGUCAACUGAAGACCAUUCACCAUGCGGCUGAAUCAAUCCUCAAGUACAUAGCUGCAGACAGACCUCCGGGAUGUACACGGCCCAUAUUCAUUGUUGGCCACAGCCUUGGUGGCAUUGUUGUUGAACAGGCCCUAGUCCUCGCCUUCGAGAAGCCGGCGGUCAAACCAGAAUACGCGUUCAUCCAGCACAUGGUCAAAGGAGUGGCCUUUUUUGGAACACCAUUCCAGGGCAGUCGUAAUGCCGACUUCAUCAGUCCCGUGGCGAGUAUCAUCUCAGGAAUCACCAGAAUGAACACGAACUUCAUCACAGACUUGAAGACUUCUUCGCGGGAGCUUCCAGAGCUCAACAUGUUGUUCAACCACAUCAAGACAGAAGAGAAUUUCGAGGUUCUUCUAUUCGUCGAGAAGAAGGCUGACGGCCCUUCAAAAGUCACAACUCGAACUUCAGGAACCAUACCCUUCCGAACCGAGAUUGCACCAGUUGAGAUCGACGCCAAUCAUCGAGACAUGGUGAAGUUCAAAAACGCGAAUGAGGCAAGACAUUCAAUUACAGUGAUCGUGAACAUGAUCAAACGAAAACUGGGCCUGGAGAUCAUACCCACUCCAGACCUUACUGGUAGCAAAGAGAUCAUAUCAGUUCUUCGCCUCCCGGAUCAAGUAAUCGGGACAAUAGAGAAAGACAAAAACGCGGGGUUCAGUCAGCUGGCUCGCUUCGACACCAUCUUCGUAAUCGACGACACCGGAUCCAUGCAAAUGGCCGCCAGCUCCUCAGAGGCAGCGAAUUCAAACCCCAGAAGCAGAUGGGACGUCCUGACGAAAAGUCUACAAUAUAUUGCCAAUAUUGCUUCAGAGCACGACAAAGACGGCGUUGACAUUCACUUUCUCAUCUCCUCGCAUCUAGACCAAACAAAUAUCUCAAAUGGACAAGAAGUGCUCAACCUUCUCGCAGGAGUCGAUCUCGAGCAGGGCGUUGGCGGCACCUACCUCGAGCCUGUACUUGCAACCAUCCUAGGCCCGUACGUGGCCAACUACCAGGAGUAUUUCGACUUAACAAGAAAAAGGAUGAAAGCCACAAAACCCAAGCCAUUGAACAUCAUUGUUCUGACAGACGGUAAGGAUGACGACCCGGAAACUACCGAAGAGCAGUUGGUGGACAUUGCCAAGCAGUUGGACGAGAUGCAUGCUCCAAAAUCGCAGGUGGGGGUUCAGUUCAUGCAGGUUGGAGAUGAUCCAGAAGCAGCUGAGUAUUUAAAACGGCUGGAUAAUGAUCUCAAGACGAAGUAUGGCGUUCGCGAUAUCGUCGAUACGAAAACAUUCCAAGACCUAGAUCAAACGCAGGAUUUUGCCCAGCAUCUGCGAUGCAUCCUCCUAGGCGCAGUCAAUAAGAAUCUCGACUAA